UACUACAGAUACGGCAUACGGCAAUGAAACUUUCGCUGUUCUAUUUCCUUUUAACCUCAAAUUACCUAAGGCUCGUAAAGAGAAAAGGAAAAUAAACCGUAGUGCUGAUUGCGUGUCGAAAAUAGUUUACAUACACACGCACGGUGUGUGCAGUGUUGAUUGUGUUUUCAGGGUGGCUGUCAAAAUUUCGCGAAACACUCGCGUUUUAAAUACGAACCCCCGUAAAAAUUUCGAAAGAAUGUUGUUUAAAUUGAAAGGGUGCGAUCGGGAAAAUGUUUUUAGUGCGUUUAACGCGUUAUCUUAAUUUAUGUGUAUGAGACGAAUUCGCCUAAUUUAUCAUUGGAUACCGUACCUUUCGUAAAUUUAAUUAAACAAUUGCAGAAUCAUGUUUAACUUCAUCAAAAAGGCAGGUACUGGCGUAACACAAGAUAAAGAAGACAGAGAAAGAAGAAAAAAAGACAAGAAAGAGAGAAAAGAGAAACAGAAAAGAGACCGCACGAGUAUUCUGACCGAUGAACUGCUACGUCCCGAAGAGGUGAGGAGGUCCUUAAAAAUACGCGGGCGCCGCAAAGAGAAAGAGAAGCUGCCGCUCGGAAUCACAGCCGAUUACACUGCCGACUUCCUCGCGAGCUUCGACCGAGUCGACAGGGCCUCGAUAACCUUGACGACGUCACAAUACACGCUCACGCAUCUGCAGGACGGUUUCACGCAGUCGGAUAGUUCGGAAGCCAGCCUAAAUUCGCUGACAAAUUUGCAAAAUCAGAAGGUGGCGCCGCCGGUGCCUCCGAAACCGCCCAAGCGAGGCAUACUGAAGGGACCCAAGGUCAGCGUAACGCAAGAGAACGGUGAACAGAACGGCACCGAUCACCUGAACCUAGUACGAAAUACGCUUCAAAACGAAGUGAUAGGCUACCAAAAUCUACCUCCCCAAAACGGAUUUACCAAAGACAAGUGCCUACUCUCGACGAACCUAGGCAACAAUUUACUGGUCAUAACCUCGGCGUCGGCGAGCGCCGACUCGCUGACCGACACGACGAACUCGUCCUUUGCGACGCCGCCGUUCUCGCUGAGUCCGGUCGGCGAGUCGCAGGGUUUCCAUCGGUGGUCGCGCACGGCGAACUUCGACGACUACAACCUGCCGUUGCCGCCGGUGAUACCGCUCGUCCUGCCCAAACCGCGAACGCUGACGAUACAGAGACAGAAGGCGCCGCGGAACGAUUUCGGUUUUUCGUUGCGACGCGCCAUGGUACUCGAACGUAGUGAUAGUAACAAUAGUGGCGUGAACAUGCGGGCGGUCGUUUUCGCGGAGCCGGGCACGAUAGUGCAGCAUAACAACGAGACCGGACUGCUGCCCGGCGAUAAGCUGCUCGAGGUUAACGGUAUACGGGUCGAGGAGAAGACGCGAGAGGAAAUUAUAGAUCUUAUCAAGAGAUCCAAGGAUUCAGUCACUGUUAAGGUGCAGCCCGUCGCCGAAUUAAGCGAGCUUAGCAGACGAUCGGGAUGCGACGGUCGCGAAAUUAUACUGGACGACGCGAACAUCCGGAGCGGCACGCUGCGACGCUCGGGCAGCCAAAGAUUCAACAAGACGACGACGGUAAGUGGUUUCCCUGAGAAACUCUCGGACAAUGCGAGAGCAUUUUUAAUCUGGCGCGGAAGUGCGGUGCGUACGUAGUACUUCCGGUUACGC
Molecule: messenger RNA, 1687 nt
Organism: Photinus pyralis (common eastern firefly)
Lineage: Eukaryota; Metazoa; Arthropoda; Insecta; Coleoptera; Lampyridae
Exons: 3
Coding region: 386-1672 (428 amino acids)
Biological process (GO): protein localization to plasma membrane
Cellular component (GO): apical plasma membrane
Molecular function (GO): protein-membrane adaptor activity; signaling receptor binding
Source: RefSeq, a predicted model, not a curated record